Messenger RNA from Sarcophilus harrisii (Tasmanian devil), 2932 nucleotides. It is a transcript of the gene DNAJC1, whose product is annotated as DnaJ heat shock protein family (Hsp40) member C1. The record is from RefSeq and is a predicted model, not a curated record. Gene Ontology annotation, cellular component: endomembrane system. The coding region runs from base 969 to 2546 and encodes 525 amino acids. Lineage: Eukaryota; Metazoa; Chordata; Mammalia; Dasyuromorphia; Dasyuridae. The transcript is spliced from 12 exons.
UCCCCUCCCCCCCUUUCCCCUCUUUCUCCUCUCACUUUCUCUGUCUCUCCCAAACUCCAGGAUGGUAACCCAAGAAACUUUCCACCUUGGAUCCACAAUUCUGAUCCCCAAGCGCACCCUGCACAUACGCCGCAGCCUUAAGCUCCGAGGUUAUUUAUUCUAGGUGUGAUUCUUUAAAAAUCGGUCCAAUCCAGGCCAUUAUUGCCGGAGGGGGUUGGGGUGCAGUCUUAGCGGGGUGAAUGACACCUGAUUUAUCACUUUAAAAAAGCAUCCUCCUGGCCUGCCCCGGGGAGCUUAAUGAGCUUGGGUUUGGGGGCCUGGGAAGCUAGGGAAGAAGCGAGCGACAAGAACAAAAAGGAAGGCCCUAAAAGCUCCGGGAGGGGGAGAGGAAGAGUAUCAGGGGAGGGUGUGCCAAGUCUUUGACUAAUUCCUUCAACUUCCCGCGUCCAUUCAAGAUUCUCAGCACAGUUUGGGAGGUGCGGGGGCGGAGCGGGAGAGAGGCCGGGACCCGGAGCCCUUCGGCUGUCUUCCUGGGGAGGCCGGCUCUACCCCACUUCCGGUCCUGUCAGCCUCUCUUGGGGUUGCUAGGAGACGUGAUAUCACCGGAAGCAAGGCUCCUGAUAGGCUGAGGCAAGGAGAAGGCACGCCCCUUUCCUCCCUCAACCCCCGCCUCCCGGCCCCCAGCCUAGCCCCGCUGGCUCCCUCAGCCCCUCGGCCUGGCCCCGGAGUGAGGGUCCGCGGGCAGUAAGAGCGUGGGUGUCCCUCCCGUCCCGGACGCCUGCAGGCCGAGCCGCCUCACCCCGCGCGUGGCGGUGUCCGGGUCUGACGUCUCUGUCCUCCGCCGCCGGCGCGCCCGCCACGUCCGCGCCCGGGUUCCGUCCCCAGCCGGGAGGAGGCCGUCGCGCGGCCCGGCGUGGCUGGCGCGGAGCUCCGUGCGUGGAGCGCCACAGAGCCGGCACGCGCGCGCGAUGACCGCCGCUUGCCCCCGGCUCUGGCGGCGGCAGCUGCUGCUGCUGCUGCUGCUGCUGCAGUCCGUGCCCGCCCGAGGCUGGGAGAACGCGGACCUGGAGCUGUUCGACCUGGUGGAGGAGGUGCAGCUCAACUUCUACCACUUCCUCGGCGUGCAGCAGGAUGCUUCAUCUGCAGACAUCAGAAAAGCAUACCGUAAGCUUUCACUAACUUUACACCCAGACAAGAAUAAAGAUGAAAAUGCAGAAACUCAGUUUAGACAAUUGGUGGCUAUUUAUGAAGUUUUAAAGGAUGAUGAACGAAGACAGAGGUAUGAUGAUAUUCUGAUCAAUGGACUACCAGAUUGGCGACAGCCCGUAUUCUAUUACAGGCGGGUGAGAAAAAUGAGCAAUGCUGAGCUGGCGUUACUCUUGUUCAUUAUUCUCACAGUGGGCCAUUAUGCUGUGGUUUGGUCAAUCUACCUGGAAAAACAGCUGGAUGAACUGCUUAGCAAAAAAAAGAGAGAAAAGAAGAAAAAGACAGCAGGCAAGAGUGUGGAUGAAGGCAAACUUACUGCUCUGGAGAAACAUGAAAGAUUGCUAAUGAAACCACAAUGGCAUGAUUUGCUCCCAUGCAAGUUGGGAAUUUGGUUCUGCCUCACUUUAAAAGCCCUGCCUCAACUAAUACAGGAUGCCAGACAAUUUUAUGAAGAAUAUAAAGAAACAAAACUGAAGGAAAAAGAAGAUGCCUUGGCUAGAGCUGAAUUUGAAACACUUCAAAAGGAAAAGAAAUCUAAAGUUAAAAAAACGAAGCCAGAAUUUCCCAUGUAUACAUCUUUGGAACCCAGUGCAUAUAAACCUGUUUAUGAUCAUGGAACUUCUAUAGAAGAAAUUGAAGAACAAAUGGAUGAUUGGUUAGAGAAUCGGAACAAAAUACAAAAAAAGAAGGCACCUGAAUGGACAGAAGAGGACCUCAGCCAGCUGACAAGAAGUAUGGUUAAGUUCCCAGGGGGGACCCCAGGUCGAUGGGAAAAGAUUGCUCACGAAUUGGGUCGAUCAGUGACAGAUGUAACAAUGAAAGCCAAACAGAUGAAGGAUUCUGUGACAUGUACCCCAGGCCUGGUCAGACUGUCCGAGCUCAGGGCCACGGCCCAGACCGCCAAGCCCUCCAAGGGGGCCGUGGCCUUGCCCGACCACCUCCUCACUCAGAGGGAGGAGGCGGCGGAGGAGGCGGACGGGGACGCAGCUGGGGCCGAGCCCGAGACCAGGCCCAGGCGGCGCAGAGCGGCGCCCAGGGAGGAGGCGGAGGAGAGGCCCCGCGGGCGGCGGCAGAGGGACUUCGACAUCAGCGCGCAGGAUCCGGAGAGCGACGAGGAGGGGCCCGGGAGGAGGGCCCGGGGCCGGCCUGCGGCAGAGGAGCUGUGGACACAGAGCCAGCAGAAGCUGCUGGAGCUGGCCCUGCAGCAGUACCCCAAGGGCACGUCGGACCGCUGGGACAAGAUCGCCAAGUGCGUGCCGGACAGGUCCAAGGAAGAGUGUAUGGCUCGAUACAAGCUGCUGGUUGAACUAGUGCAAAAGAAAAAACAAGCCAAGAGCUGAAUCUUCUGGAAGAAGAAUUUUCCUUUCAUUUUCCAGAAUGAGAGAAUAUUUUAAAUGUCAUCUGCAGUGAUUUGCAUUUUUGUACCUCAGUAUUUCUAUACGUCAUGUGCCUUAGUAAAAGAAAAUACCAAUAAAUCUUAUGCCAUCUUGCUUAAACAUCGACUGUGUUAAAGAAACUAAACUGUAUUUUUGCCUUUGAAGAACUAUUUAUCUAACACUUCAUUGUAAAGUGUCAACUGUUUUGGAAAACUUCAGACUCAUAGUUUCCUACUGGUUAAGACUGUGUUUCUGUGAUUGCGUGUGUGUGAGUGUGUGUGUGCAAGCAUGCAUCAUGCCUGUGGGAAAAGCAAUCUAUGUAAACAAUAAACCAAUAUGUAUUAAAAAUA